UGCUUGUAGAAUACUACAAGUUGGAUGACAACCAAAGAAGUCUUGUGAAUCACUAGACAAAACGUAUAAUCUCGUCACACGUCACAAAAGCGGCUUCGGUGAAACCCACGACACGUACCGAAUUACCGGAAAAAUCGCGGGAAGUAAUUGUGUCGAAAUUUCUUAAAUAAGCCUCAUUCCGUUACGAUAGUUUAACAAGUGCUUUUUAGAAGUGCGGACCUAAGUGCUUUUUGUAUCCAAAAUGAAUCCCUACCAGCAAGGCCAAUCGGGAUAUCCUCAGCAGCAGUAUAUGCAUAAUAUAGGAUUUAACAAUGCCGCUCCGCAGUCGUUCGGCAAUCCUAUGCCUAUGCCUGGCAUGCCAACCAUGGGGUACCCGGCACCACCUUCAGGGUACCCUCAGUCUAACACUGGAUAUCCCCAGUCCACAGGGCAACCCGGUUACCCACAGUCUAAUGCUCAAUAUCCAACAUCUGCUCAAACUGGGUACCCACAACCAGGAGGUUAUCCUACUGCCAAUCAGGGAUACCCAGGUGCUACCCAUGGCCACCAAAAUGCCAAUCAGGGGUAUCCCAGUGCCACUCAAGGGUACCCAAGUGCCCAAGUGUACCCUAGUGCUUACCAAGGCUACACGCCAGCUGCCCAAAAACCCCAAGUGCAACAGGGGUACGCUCAAAGUCACUCUCAGCCACAUAGUCAACAUGCUUAUGGUCAAUCAAGCUCAGUACCAACACCAAAGUCAAAACCCACGGUGGUCCCCGUAAACCCCUUCGACCCCCGCGAGGACGCGGCCGUGCUUCGCAAGGCGAUGAAGGGCUUCGGAACGGACGAGAAGGCCAUCAUCCAGGUGCUCACGCGCCGCAGCAACGAACAGCGGCUGCGCAUUGCGUUUGAGUUCAAGACGCUGUACGGAAAGGACCUAAUCUCAGACCUGAAGAGCGAAACCAGCGGCAAGUUCGAAGACAUCCUAGUGGCCUUGAUGACUCCACUGCCUCAGUUCUACGCCAAAGAGCUCCAUGACGCCGUGGCCGGCAUCGGCACGGAUGAGGACGUGCUCAUCGAGGUCAUGUGCACCAUGUCCAACCAUGAGAUCCAGGUCAUCAAGCAGGCUUAUAAUGCCAUGUACGGAACUCUAUUGGAAGACGACCUCCGCGGAGACACGUCUGGAAACUUCAAGAGGCUAAUGACCUCGCUGAGCAUGGGCAACAGGUCUGAGGAGUUCCACGUAAACCAAGAUAGAGCGAGAGAGGAUGCCAGGAGCUUGCUACAAGCCGGCGAGCUGCGACUCGGCACGGACGAGUCGGUGUUCAACGCCGUCCUGUGUUCGCGCUCGUUCUCGCAGCUGGCCGCCAUCUUCCAAGAGUACCAGUUCCUCACCGGCCACGACAUCGACGACGCCAUCAAGGCUGAGUUCUCGGGCGAUAUGGAGAAAGCUCUUCGCGCUAUCGUGAAAGUGGUCCGCAACAAGCCGCUGUUCUUCGCCGAGCGGCUGCACAAGUCGAUGAAGGGCAUGGGCACCAACGACCGCCAGCUCAUCCGCAUCAUGGUGACGCGCUGCGAGGUCGACCUGGGGGACAUCUCCGACAUGUUCCAGGCCAAGUACGGCGAGACGCUGCAGAGCUGGAUCGAGGGUGAUUGCUCUGGGCACUACAAGAAAACUCUCCUGGGCCUGCUCGGCUUGUAUUAAUCUCAAACAAACCUACUUAUUAAGCAUCAUUUUUUUAAAUAAAAACAUCUGUAUGUUGUACCUUUGUACUUCUAGCGUCUACGGAAGCCUUAUUGAUUUAAUAAUCUUCAAAAAUUUGCUGUAUUACUAGAAUCUCAAUGAUAAGUACAUCUUCGAAUGAUUUUCUAUUGCGUACUUUAAAUUAAAUUUCAUCUUAAUUUUCGUACGUAAUAUUAUAUUAUAUAUUUAUAUCUGUAUGGUAAUCUUUUCUGCUUUUGCAGGGCAUUAAAGAAUAAUUAUAUUUGUUGUUUUUAUAAAUAUUUAUACAAAUUAAAAUUUUGCAAAACUUAGUUUGUCGCUAUAAUUUUAUUACAUAUAUAGCUAUUUUAUAGAAUAUUAAAGUAAACGUGAUUUUACUAUUAAUUUUAAACAUUUUUGAAUUAUUUAUCGCUGUCUUUUGACAUAAAAGAAACUUUAUCGCGUUGCCUCAAUUUAUGUGCCUUCGUAUUACCUAUAUGUAUAUACAAUAGCGACAAAAAAUCCAUCAUAUUGCUAUUUUUAUGAAAGCAUUCAUUCGAUAAUUAAGAAAUUAGACUUCUAUAUCAUAUAAAGAAUGAUCAUCAUCGCGACCUUAAAUGUAUACACCUACGUCCCACUGCACGUGGCAACAGGCAAUGCGGAUUGGGGACUUACACACACCAAUGAAUGUACCUGUGUUAUAAAUAUUGAAUUUCUUAUUUGAAAACACUCAAAAGCGAAUCUUACCAACAAUAAAACUUAGAUGUAUCGAUGUUUCGCCUUCGUUUACCUCUGGUUUGAAAAUUAAAUCGAAUUAUUACCUUUUAUUAUAAUUGAAUACUCAAUUUACGGGCUACCGCGAAAACUCGGGCAAACUAAUGAUUUAAAAAUGUACCCUAGGUUGUACGAAUAGUCGUUUUCAUACGUUUCAAUAUAGGGAAUAUUGUAAAUUUCACCGAAAUCGCUACAGCCGGUUUUGAGAAGUUACAAAAAAAAAUGCAAAUGCAUGUGAAAAAUAUGAUGAAUUAUUUGCCACUACUGUAUGAUAUUUCGAAGUGUUAUAUAUAUUUACAACUUUUACUCGAACUAUGACUGGUUAUAUGUAACUGCUCCGUCGAGUAUAAAAAUAGGCUCAUGAGUAUGACUCCGUUUACAAUUAAAGCUCAAGCAGGACACAUAAAUACAAUAAUAAAAACAAUACAUAAAUAAAAUAAUGAGCUGAAAACGAGUAUAUAUUGAAUUCUAUGCAAAAUGUUAUUUUGAAAGACUACUAAUAUCUUUUCUUUCAUUAAUUAUUAUUUAAAAUCGUACAUAUUUCUUAUAAACCUAUUUUAUAAAAGUACAUCAUAAACAAAAAGUACUAGGGUGAAAAUAUAUCCCUUAAGGGAUCUCUUCCAGCGAACCUUAAAGAGAAUGAGGAAUACAUAUACAUAUUGAAUAAGCUAUAGCUUAGGUAGGUACUAUUACCGUUAUAGGGAGCGUGCAUGAACUGUAGGAGGCAGCACGGGAGCUGUCAGAUUUUUGGCGCGAGGCGUAAAUGUGAUAUUUAUUGUUCCGAUGUAGCCCAAAAGAUGGCAGAAUCUACUAUGCACAAGAAAACACGUGACGUGUAAAUGUACAUGUUUAUGGUUCCAAUUCAGGCCACAAGAUGGCAGACCCUUCAACGCGCACGGUACCUAUUGCCAAACUGUUCAACAAAACAUCUGUCAUUAUAUUUCAUUAAUAUUGGUAAUGAUAAUGAACCUCUCAGUUUAUAUCAUUAGUUGUUUUUAACCUUGUAAAAUUAUACAUUGUAUUUUGAUAAGCUUCAUUCUUUUAAUUAAAUAUUUUUUUCUGAUUUGCCUUGCUUAAAUUGAAUAUUGAAACAUUAAACAUAAUCUCACAAAUAUAAAAUCAAGAUUCGAAUAAAUAUUUGCCACAGAUUUCUUCUUAACAAACAAAUUAAAAAAUAAAAAUUUAUUGUUAACAAACACCAGUUCCUGUCAAUUGUCGUGUCAAUCGUAAAUUCUUAUUAAUUGAUGUUAUUCCUUUCAUAUUGUCAAGCAUUUAUACCAUAGAUAUCCUGAAUACAAGCGAUGUGCGAUUGAUUACAAAUUAAACCGUUUCGCCACUAACGAUUAAGAUUAUUUGUGUUUGACUACAUUAGGCAUAUUUGGCUAUGGACAUACACGAUGGAUUGAUUGUAAAUGUACUACUACAACAUACAAUCAGUUAUGAUCAUGAUCAUGUAUGUCGAAUAUACUUUACGUUAAAAACACAAAUCUCUUGUAUUCAGAUAUCGUACUCUUCUACAGCCCACCUCCAUGCUAAGGGCCGGUACUGACGGCAACCCGACUGCAGUUCCCAUACAAAUUGCAGUCGGGUUGUAGUCCGUCUGUAUCGGCCUUAAGAGCACGCCUUUAGACAUAAGUACAAGUAAUUUUAUACUAUAUACUGCUUCAAUGUGACUGGCUUAAAAAUAAAAUAGUACAUGUGGCCAACAUUUCUCAAAUAUUAUUGCUAUAAAAUGUUUAAGUAUACACUUAAAUUGGUCAUGUGCCUAUUUAAUAAAUGGUCUAAUGAGAACAUUA
Molecule: messenger RNA, 4251 nt
Organism: Cydia pomonella (codling moth)
Lineage: Eukaryota; Metazoa; Arthropoda; Insecta; Lepidoptera; Tortricidae
Gene: Anxb13
Product: annexin B9-like
Exons: 9
Coding region: 242-1684 (480 amino acids)
Cellular component (GO): cytoplasm
Molecular function (GO): calcium ion binding; calcium-dependent phospholipid binding
Source: RefSeq, a predicted model, not a curated record